AUGUGGUCGUCACAGCAAAAUCCCACUGCUUCAAGCAAUGCAAACAAUGCGAAUCCACUUGGGGGGAAUCCCUUUGGUUCUUACACCAAUUUUGCAGCAACACCUUCUCAGCAGCCCAAUAUAUUUGGGACUGCACCGGCACCAGGUCAAACUCAAGGGCCCCCCCCUUCACAACCUUCCAGCUUUCUUAGCAAUAUGGCUACGGGUAAUAAGCCUCAAUACACCCCGUUUUUUGGGUCCACAUCAACAGCAACUACGCCCUCAAUGCUCGGAACAAAUCAAACCCCAAAUCUAUUUGGGGCAUCUGCCGCAACGCCCUCAAUGCUCGGAGCAAAUCAAACCCCAAAUCUAUUUGGGGCAUCUGCCGCAACGCCUGCAUUUUCUUUAGGAUCCUCUACAAUCGGUUCGGGACCUUCUGCCCAGCCUUCAAAUGCAAACAUGGCUAACCCAUUUGCAACAACAUACUCAUCAACAAUCCCAUCUCUUGGAUCGGGGUUUACAUCUGGCUCUACGAACCUUACUCCACUGAAUACCAACGGUACAACUUUGCCAUCAACAGCCUCCCAACCCGCCAUUAAUCCUUUUUUUAGGCCAACCACGCAACCUUUGACGCAGACUUCAAAUUUGGCACAAUCUUCGCCAUUUUUGGUCUCUACAGCGCAGUCCACAGAAGCAGGCGGUAACCAACAGCCUGCCACCUCUGCCUAUGCUCAGCAGGUUGACUUUCAAGCAGAGCCGCAAGAAAAAAUUAACUCGUAUUCAUUUCCUUCUAGCAAGAUCAGCAAGCUGCUGCUUGAUUCCUCGACGCUGGCGUCAAAGUGCUGCAAAUCAACACUUGAUCUUUUUUCGUCGCACUUUUUCCCGACAGCUGCCAUUGAUGCCAUAGCCUUUCCCAACGCGUCGAUUGGAUAUUCUUUUUUAUCAAAACAUGGCAUUGAUGUCAAUGAAUCCGAGUUAAAAAUAUCAAAGAUUGCGGCAUUUUCUUCAAAAGAAAAAGGGCUGCCAGCCCCGAAAAUUAAGCAGCAAGAAAAGCUCCUGUUGCAGGUCCAGCGUUCUCCUAUUGAAUACCAAAAGAGCGUAAAUUUUUGUAGACAAGAGGCCAUCGAAGAUGCGAUUAAAUUGAAGCGAUACAUCUUUUCUUCGAUUACAUCACAUUGGGAUGCUUGCAGAAUGGGCACAAAUUUAGGACAGGCUCUUUCCCCCAUCGUCGUUGCGGGAGAAAAGGAUGGUGUAGAGGCACCAAUUCAACUGCCCUCUCUCAAGUCCAUCAUUACCGACCAUAAGGCUCGAGCUUUUGCAGAAACAAUUUCCGAGCUAAAUGCCUUUCGAAUUUCGCAAGGAAACGCAAAAAUCUCUCCUUUGAUUCACUUCCCCUUAUGCAAUAGGCUGCUUUCCAUCUUGGCUCCCUUUUCACAUGAUCCGGCAGGAUUGAGAGAAAAAUCGAAACCCAAUCCUUCUCCUGACGCCGAAUUCACCCAAUCAGCAAAACACUUCUUUGAGAAGGAAUUUAUCUGCCAUAUGGACCGAAUGAUUAGCCAAAAUCCACGAGAAGCUAUUCUUGGGGGCCGACCAAACCUCAUUGACAAAGUCAGAGCGUAUACGAAUCUCAGGUUAACCCAGCGCAAUCACCACAAGGGCACUUCUCUAUCGACGUCCCUAUCACACAACACCUUUUUUGACGCUGUAGAAAUGUUCCAUGGGGGCGACCCUGGAUCUCAGGACAAUAUUCCGAUUUAUCCCUGGGCUACUCUUUAUUUUUUAAUCAGAGCCGGUGCUGGUAAAUCUCAUCUUUUGGGCUGGGUUGAGACCUUCGAAUCGUAUUUUGUUCGAUCAGACAAGUAUUUCAAAGAUGCGCUUGUUGCGUUUGCUGAAGAGUCGUCUUCAGUCGAUAAUCUCGAUAACAAUCGUCUUGUGGACUUUGUAAGAAAUGAAUAUUUGAGGUUGGAAUCCCUAAGAGACACCACUGAUCCAUUUCGGCUUUUAAUUUAUGGCCUUUUUUCUUCUUCCGCAAGACGAAGCUGUGGGCAGCAUUUUGAUAAAUCGGCGCUAUCCUCUCCACCGCUCUCCAUUAUAUCCACGUUUGAAGAUUGGAUCUGGUAUAACCUGUCAAUUUUGCGUGAGAGCUCUCUUUUAGAAUUCAGAACCACUGUGCAGAAAUUCUCGGCUUCCUAUUUUGACUCCAACUCGAUGGAUGCAAAUAGCAGCUCUUCAAACUAUUUCAAGCUUUUAUUUUACAUCGGUCUGUUUGAUAAGGGCUUGCUUGCAAUGCUUCGAGCUACAGCAGUGAAGCCAACAAUUUUUGUUGAGGCCGUUCAUGUCUCCAUUGCGCUCUUGUAUCAUUUUGAAAGGCUGCCUGGCUUAAAUGUCGACAUUCCUCUGCAUAUAUUGCGCCAGUAUGUGACGCUAUUGACGGCUGCUUAUUCCAAAGAGUCCACAUUUGUUUCCCUGGAAUAUUUAUCCAUCAUAUCGGUGAUGCCUUCAAAGCAAGAGACUUGCUUCAAUCUUUUGGUCGACUGGAUGCUGGCCACCAGCUCGUACAAAGCCCCCUUGGCCUCAAUUAGUGACGAUGGAAUGGUUCAGGCCAAGGGAUUGAAUGUUUCCGGUACUUGCGGUUCGCCAUCCCUUCUGGUGGUUCUUUCUUGGAGGGUUGCCACGCAACUUCUUUCUCGAGCCGUUUCCGAAGAUGAGGAGGAAGCUGCCUUGGGCUUGUUCCAUAUUUGUUCAUCAUAUGAGCGGAUAUUUGAGCUUUUAGCCAAAAAACUGUCGGAUGCCCUUCUCGAUGGCAAGGUUGCUCCUUUGGCGCCGUCGCCCAUUGCUCGCCAGGCAAGGGGUACGCUGAACUUUUACCGCCAGCACGCUCCGGAUCGAAAUUCAUACAAUUCACCACCAUGUCAAAAGUCGAUCUCUGUACUGACCUUGCUUCUGUCUUUAUAUGACGCUCUCUCGAUGCAGCGUAAUUCAUGUUCAGAUAAGGCUCUUGAGAGCUCCAACCUGAUAAGCUUUUCUUCAAAUGACAAGUUUACGGUCCACGAGUCCGUUGUUGAUGCAAAUGGAGCCCCAUCUUUGAAUAGGCAUUUGGGGCUCAUCCUUGAGCUAACCCUCAGUGCCAUGGCUGAGCUAUACAGCCAAUCAACUCGCCCCACCGCGGUUUCCACUUUACAAACAGUACCAUUUUCCAUUCAAGACCUCAAAACCAUGGGGCGCGCCGUCAUGUUAUUUGCAAGCAAGUUUUCAACCAAAAUCGGGCCCUCUUACUUUGCAGCCCUCACGCGUCUUGAUGCCAUGAUCCAAUAA
Mitosporidium daphniae is the source of this 3294-nucleotide messenger RNA. Its product is annotated as nucleoporin-interacting protein Nic96. Gene Ontology annotation, molecular function: structural constituent of nuclear pore. NCBI's taxonomy places the organism in Eukaryota, Fungi, Microsporidia. The record is from RefSeq and is a predicted model, not a curated record. The transcript is spliced from 5 exons. Gene Ontology annotation, cellular component: nuclear pore. The coding region runs from base 1 to 3294 and encodes 1097 amino acids. Gene Ontology annotation, biological process: protein import into nucleus; poly(A)+ mRNA export from nucleus.